Molecule: messenger RNA, 1372 nt
Organism: Ziziphus jujuba (common jujube)
Lineage: Eukaryota; Viridiplantae; Streptophyta; Magnoliopsida; Rosales; Rhamnaceae
Product: BES1/BZR1 homolog protein 4
Exons: 2
Coding region: 570-1217 (215 amino acids)
Biological process (GO): brassinosteroid mediated signaling pathway; DNA-templated transcription
Molecular function (GO): DNA-binding transcription factor activity
Source: RefSeq, a predicted model, not a curated record
UAGCUAGAGAUUUAUUGAAGAAGAAUUAAAAUGGACAAUAUCUACAAGCAAAAUGUAAAAAAUAUUGUUUUGAUUUUUGGUAUCUAAAUCUAUUUUAAAUUAUGAUUUGAGGCAAUUUAAUUGGGUUGGACAGUUUAAACUUUGCUUGUACAUAUAAUAAAAUUAAAAAAGAAGAAAUGUAAAAAAAAUAUUGUUUGCAUGUAUGUAGCAAGCAAAAUGUAAAAAAUAUUGUUGUGUUAUUGAGUUGGCUGAUCAUAUGUAUAUAUGUACCUCUCUUCUCUCCUCUCUCCUCUCUCUGCGCUAGCCACCACCCUUCCUCUUCCUCAUGCGGCAUGCCUCGCAUCCUGCGAGUCACUCAAACCAAACCCCCUCUCUUCUCUCUCUCACUCACUCAUGCAAAUUCCAUAUUAUUCCCAUGCCAAUGAUGCCAUGCACGCAGCAUGUACACUAGACUAAUCCUCUGCAUCCAUCUCUACCAUACAUUGCAUCCCCAUAAGUCCAUCACCACCGUACGUCCCAUCUAACACAAAUCCACACCCAAUCCAGCUCUCUUGUCUUGGCCGUCGGAUAUGCAUUCCACCCCAAUCUUUUACUUUUCUGAUCAGGAUAUAUACCGUAUUAACUAUGAUGGAAGUGAACAUAGUGGGUGGUUGCUGUUGUUGUUGUUGGGAAUGGCGGGAGGCAGGAGCCAGAGUGACAAGGAGAAGACCAAGAUGAGAGAGAGGCAGAGAAGGGCCAUCACCACCAACAUCUUCCAUGGCCUGCGCAAGCACGGUGGUUACCCACUCUCCCCACGCGCCGACAUCAACGAGGUCCUCCGUUACCUCGCCAUGGAGGCCGGCUGGAUCGUCCUCCCCGACGGCACCACCUAUCGCUCCAUCUCCAACUUUAUGAAAUGCUGUCCGGUAUGCGGAACAGCAACGGCGAGCGCCAGCCCGACACCAACAAGCAGCGUCGUCAUAGGUGGCGGCGCUGGUGGUGGAGAGUGUUCGAGGACAGCUUCGCCGGAAGGUUUCACCGUCGAAGGUCACAGCGUCACCGCGACCAGCUUGCGGGGGCUUCCUUCCCUCCAUGCCUCCAGCAGAAGUUCGUCAUCCCACCAGUAUGCCAAUGCCCCCAGGCCAUGGUCUCAUUAUACGCAUGGAGGAGGAUUCGAUAGUCUACUCAGAAACCAGUCCGCGAUAUCUGCACCAGCGCCUCAGCAGCAGCAUUUAUAGGAGGCAAGGGUCUCCAACCACAACACACCCGUUGCUUCGCCAAUGCCACGGGAUUAGAAAAUUUGUAUAUGUUUCAUGUUCAGAAUCAUAUUUAUAUACGAAAGCGGGAAGCCCAAAUUUUUAUGCAGAAUAAUAUUCAGAAUAAUUUUCCUAGU